This is a messenger RNA of Aspergillus clavatus NRRL 1, 303 nucleotides long. RefSeq lists its product as uncharacterized. Bases 1 to 303 code for a protein of 100 amino acids. The record is from RefSeq and is a predicted model, not a curated record. The transcript is spliced from 2 exons. Lineage: Eukaryota; Fungi; Ascomycota; Eurotiomycetes; Eurotiales; Aspergillaceae.
AUGUCAUCUCAUUCUGUAUUUCCUGCAACAUUAUAUCGAUUCCAAGUACACCGUGAGUCGCAGUUGUUCGACAAGAAGCUGGGACAAGAAGACUGGGAAUGGGAGGACGGUAUAGAAGUUGCGGGGGACGGGCUGGUUUAUCCCAAAGUAACGAUGGAUGUUUCAAAUGGAGCACUCUUUAUGCCAAAUACCCAUUACAUGCAAGAAGUAACACGAAGGUCUUACGACAAUUACCUGGAUGCUGUGGAUAAUGGUCAGCCUGAAGCCAACCCCCAUUACCUGUGUAUCACAAAAGGCAAGUGA